Colias croceus (clouded yellow) is the source of this 1424-nucleotide messenger RNA. RefSeq lists its product as uncharacterized. The transcript has a single exon. Lineage: Eukaryota; Metazoa; Arthropoda; Insecta; Lepidoptera; Pieridae. The coding region runs from base 430 to 1410 and encodes 326 amino acids. Gene Ontology annotation, molecular function: transcription coactivator activity. The record is from RefSeq and is a predicted model, not a curated record. Gene Ontology annotation, cellular component: SAGA complex.
AUAUAACAUUAAGAGCUGAUAUUGUAGUCCCAAUUUAACUAUACGAGCAUUAAUUUGUGACCGUAUAAUUUUCAAGCAUCAGGAAAGAUGAAACUGGAUAGUGGAUAGAAUACCCCUGUGGGAUACCCAGGCCAAUAGCCCAGUCUUCUUGUCAUAGAGAAAAAAUAAAAUAAAUAAAAAGUCACAAUUAAAAACUCAAAACUUCAAAAGUCAAAACACGAAUUGUGUCAAAUUUGAGUACCUAGGCUACCUACUUGAAGAAGAUUUGAAGUGUGAUUUGAAGCUCGGAUUUGAAGGUUCAAGGCGGUUCAAGGACUUCAAGGGCAAAGGGCUCAAAACAUUCAAACUUCUGACUUCAUAACAAUUAUCAAUUAAAGAUAAAGAACUUUAUUGAGACCUAUGUAAUUAACUUUUCAAUAAAAAAUAACUAUGUCAAGUAGAAUACUUUGGGGAGAAUUUGAAGAGCCUGAACCGGAUGAAACGGUUUUACAAAGUGUAAACUUCAAUCCAAUCAUAGAACUAGGCAUGCAAAAUAUACCCGAAAUACCAAUUACUGUAAAGUCAUCGCCUAUUGAAUUACCAAAGCCAAAUUUAAUUACACAUACUAUUGAACUGCACGCUUACGCGAGACAAUUGUCUGCUAUACUAGAACAGACUGAAAAUUCAGUGUUUGAAGGCGCACGACUGGACGCUUUAAGUUUGCCGAAUCCACCUCCUGAACCGGACUUGAUAAAUAAACAUGUCGCUGUACCUCCCAUUAAUUUCCUACCAAAAGAAUAUUGUGAUUUUUCCCUCGGUAAAGGUCCAGUCAUUUUACCAUUUACGCCUGAAAGUCACAAGAGGGCCUUGCGACAAUGUGCAGCUAUAGGCAUAGGACAUGUUGGUAUACCUACAUGUACAAAUACGGCUUUAAAUGCAGUCGCAGAUGCAUUAGAUUUCUAUUUGACGAAUAUAUGUAAGCUAAUGCGCACUGUAGCUGAUAGAGAAGCAGGUGGGUUAAAAUCAGGUUUCCCAGACAUUAUAUCGAAAGUAUUUGCAGAUUUAAAUGUAGGAAACUUACAUGAAUUUUAUGAGAAUCGUGUUGUUCGUUAUCACAGUAGAAUUAAAGCGAAAUGUGAAGAUCUAAGGGCCCAAUGUGAAACUUUGGCUCUUGGAGAUAUAGCUCCACAGCUGAAGCUUGAAGAAGUGCCAGAAUUACAUUUCCCUGCUGCUUUGGACAGUGCGUUCACACCAUCGCUUGAACCAGGCUUUCAGAUGCUACAUAGUUUAGAACAAGAGCAAUUACAGGGAUUGGACUUGCUUGACACUGUAUCAACAGAUGACAUAAAAGUAGAAUCAUUAGAAUUUUCACAGCCUGAAACAGCCAAAAUGUCAUCCCUCUCACCUAAUGCAAAGAAAAAGAGGAAAUAAAUAAGUGAAUAUUA